CACCACUCUUACUUGCACUAUCUAAUUCUAUGUUUGUACCGACGAUUAAAUCUAAUCCGGUGCCCAUAUCUUCCAAUAACGAUCUACAGAAACGCAAUACCACGCCUCAAAAGACCAUGGCUCCCCCUGCUCCUUACGUACCGCGGCAGGCACCGUAUCCUGUCGUUAGCAGACCAGGCACCAAACCAGUGGAGCCAGUAACCGAACCUAAAAAAAGUUCAGGAAAGGAUCUCAUCGAGGUCGAUCCAGACAAUGACCGACGCAUCAUUGUCACAUUAGCCGAUGGCCGAAAGUAUGCAGCUGAUCGCUAUUGUGCUCACGGAAGAGCCGAUCUUUCACGUCACGGACAAAUUGCAAAAGAAGGCGAUUAUCCACCGGAAGUGGGUCCCGUAUUAUUAUGUCCUAUCCAUUACUGGGAAUUUGCUCUUGAUAAAGGCGGUCUUACAGGGGCCGGCCGUGGCACCAUCAAUGCAUGUCCCAUUGAAGUCGCCAGCGAAUGUAAAAGUGCGCAAAAAGAAUUGCAAUGGUAGCUUAUUUGUAGAAUAGAUCCGAUAAAUGACGGCUGAUAAUACCCCGUGAUUGGAGAUCAUGACGACACCGGCGAUCAUUAAAAAUAUUUUGAUUAGACACCACAUGUAAAAAUAAGA
Radiomyces spectabilis is the source of this 647-nucleotide messenger RNA. RefSeq lists its product as uncharacterized. The transcript has 2 exons. The coding region runs from base 30 to 530 and encodes 166 amino acids. Lineage: Eukaryota; Fungi; Mucoromycota; Mucoromycetes; Mucorales; Radiomycetaceae. The record is from RefSeq and is a predicted model, not a curated record. Gene Ontology annotation, molecular function: 2 iron, 2 sulfur cluster binding.